This is a messenger RNA of Hippocampus comes (tiger tail seahorse), 1905 nucleotides long. It is a transcript of the gene slc68a1a, whose product is annotated as major facilitator superfamily domain containing 13A. The coding region runs from base 299 to 1831 and encodes 510 amino acids. NCBI's taxonomy places the organism in Eukaryota, Metazoa, Chordata, Actinopteri, Syngnathiformes, Syngnathidae. The record is from RefSeq and is a predicted model, not a curated record. The transcript has 9 exons.
ACGCCACUGCCACUCGGGGACGCUGUCUCUUCCAUCACCACGUCCGAACCAUCUCCUCUACGUUACUCGUAAAAUCGACCGCCGUCGUCCCGGCUACGAGACGCCCAGUUGCGGUUGACAUGACGUGGACACCCGGCCGAGAAAUCGACACGACGGCUUUCCGCAAAGGGGCCGGGGAGCGUCGAAGAUAGCCUCCCCAUGAGCUCAGUUCAUUUAGUGGACUCCGUUACCGUCUCCAAGUCGCUAUGAGGAGGCGGUGACCAGCUGGGGCUUGAGUGACGGAGGGCAGAAGGGAAGAAUGGGCCGGAGCACAGCGGCCUGCUGUCAUGGCGUUGGCGUCGUCAUUCCCACGGCAGUGCUCUAUGGCUCCUUGGCCCUCUUCACGUCCACCCUUCACAAUGUUUUCCUGCUCUACUACGUGGACACCUUUGUGUCCGUCUACAAGAUCGACAAAGUCUCCUUUUGGCUGGGAGAGACGGUGUUCCUGCUGUGGAACAGUUUCAACGAUCCUCUCUUCGGCUGGCUGAGCGAUCGCAGCUUCCUCAGCUCUCCUCAGAAUGGCGACCAGUUGACAUCUCCAGAGGUGGUCCUGAAGCGACUCCGUGCGCUCUCGUCCAGUGGGCCGCUCUUUGCCUUGUCCUUCUUGGCCUUCUGGGUGGCGUGGGCCCGGCCGGGCCUGCAGUUCCUGCUUUGCCUGUGUCUCUACGACGGUUUCCUGACCAUGGUGGACCUCCACCACAGCGCCCUCAUGGCCGACCUGGCAGUGUCGGCCACCGACCGCACGCGCCUCAAUUUCCACUGCUCGGUGUUCAGCGCCCUGGGCUCCUUCUCCGUCUUUCUGUCCUAUUCCUUCUGGGACAAGGAGGACUUCUACGCCUUUCGCCUGUUCUGCGUGACUCUCGCCGCCUUCUCCACCUUGGGCUUCUUCCUCGUCUCCCGGUUGCUACAGCGACGCUUUCAAAAGGAAGUUCGUCCCAUGUUGGAUGAAGCCCAUGCGCUCAAAGAGCUCAGUGUUGGCCACGCCCCCUUCACCUCACCAGGGCAACCCGUCACUGUCUGGGAGUACCUCAAGCAACUCUCCAGACACAGGAACUUCAUGUGGUUUGUCUCCAUGAACCUCCUCCAGGUGUUUCACUGCCACUUCAACAACAACUUCUUCCCUCUCUUCCUGGAGCACCUGCUGUCAGACAACAUCUCCGCCUCCACGGGCCCCAUCCUCCUCGGUAUCUCAUAUGUGGCGCCGCACCUGAACAACUUGUACUUCCUGACGCUGUGCCAGCGCCACGGCGUCUACCAGGUCAUCCGCUGGCUCUUCCUACUCAAACUGGGACUGAGCGUUGCCAUGCUGCUGGCCGGCGCCGACCGCGUCUAUUUGCUUUGCAUCUUCAUUGCAAGCAACCGAGUGUUCACGGAGGGAACCUGCAAGCUGCUGAAGCUGGUCAUUUCCGACCUGGUGGACGAGGACUUCGUGGUCAACCGGCGGCAGCAGGCGGCGUCGGCGCUGCUCUUCGGCAUGGUCGCCCUGGUCACGAAGCCCGGGCAGACGUUGGCACCGCUCAUUGGCACCUGGCUGCUGUGCGCCUACACGGGAUAUGAUAUUUUCCAAAGGGAACCGGCGGAGGACUCGGCUGUGGAUGUAUUGUCAAACGCAGGGUCGCCUCCGCUGCGUCUGGGCUGCUUCCACAUGCUGGUGUUUGUGCCCAUCACCUGCGCCCUGCUCCAACUGGCCGCCUGGUCGCGCUUCACGCUGCACGGGCGCAAGCUGCAGAGCAUCAAGAGCACCAGGCAGGGUGCGCAACAUGGCGGCAUGGUGGACGUAAAAGCCAUUUGAAAUGGAUGGAGCCGAGCUGCACGCAGACACUUUUAUUUUUGGUUGUCUUUGGAGGCUUUGACAUGGGGGGGAAA